Nerophis lumbriciformis (worm pipefish) is the source of this 1074-nucleotide messenger RNA. Lineage: Eukaryota; Metazoa; Chordata; Actinopteri; Syngnathiformes; Syngnathidae. The record is from RefSeq and is a predicted model, not a curated record.
AUGGCAUGCGCGCUCCUUUUCAGUCGCCGGUUUACCAAAACAUCGGUGUGCUUGUUGUCCCUGUUCCUUUCCUACGUGGGCUACUGCACUUUAUUCCACGGGGACCCCUUCUUGCUCCCGGCUUCCGGGGAUCCGGCGCAGAGCUGCGGUCGGCGGCUGCCGACCGACGGAGCCUGCGCGUCUCCUGCACCGCCAGCUGUGGAGGCAGCCCGGGUGAAGGCUGCCGAGGGGCCGCCGUCAGCCGCGCUCCACGCCAGGAGCCACACACCCGGCCCGCCGAUGGGGCACCCGAAGUUCGGGAAUAAAAAGUUGCCCAAUGCUGUCAUAGUUGGAGUGAAGAAGGGAGGAACUAGGGCGGUUCUGGAGUUCAUUCGGAUCCACCCGGACGUGAGAGCCGCUGGUACCGAGACGCACUUCUUUGACAGGCACUAUGACCGAGGGCUCGAGUGGUACAGAAGUUUGAUGCCAAGGACUCUUGAAGGCCAAAUCACCAUGGAGAAGACUCCCAGCUACUUUGUGACUAAAGAGACGCCGCACCGGAUCGCCGCCAUGUCACGUGACACCAAACUCAUCGUGGUGGUGCGGGAUCCCGUCACCCGGGCAAUAUCGGAUUACACCCAGACUUUAUCCAAAGCUCCCGACUUGCCGAGCUUCCAGGAACUAGCCUUCCGGAACCAGAGCACGGGUUUGGUGGAUGCAUCCUGGAACGCCAUCCGCAUCGGCCUAUACGCACUUCACCUGGAGAACUGGCUCCGCUACUUCCCUCUAGCUCAGAUCCACUUUGUCAGCGGCGAGCGCCUCAUCACGGACCCGGCGGGCGAGCUGGCCCGGGUGCAGGACUUCCUGGGGCUCAAGCGCAUCGUCACGGACAAGCACUUUUACUUCAACCGCACCAAAGGCUUUCCAUGCCUCAAGAAACCAGAGAGUAGCGGCUCACCUCGAUGCUUGGGAAAAUCCAAGGGCAGGACUCACGUGCAAAUCGACCGGGAUGCCAUCGAGCAGCUGCGAGAUUUCUACAGACCCUUUAAUGUCAAGUUUUAUGAGAUGGUGGGUCAUGAUUUCAAGUGGGAGUAG